AUGGAGUCUUCUGGACUUUUGAGCAUCCUGGUGCUAUCCAUCCUUCUAGUGAAUGUCCGGGGUCAUGGUCUGACUGACUGGUUCUUUCACAAGAGAUGCCCCAGAAUCCAAGAUAACUGUGAAUUCAAAGAAAGGGAUGAAUGUUCGAAGGACAAAAAAUGUCCAAGACAUGAGAAGUGUUGCUUCUUCAGCUGCGGAAGAAAAUGCUUAAACCUCCAACAAGACAUAUGCAGUAUGCCCAAAGAACCUGGCCCCUGCCUGGCAUUUCUCCCUCGUUGGUGGUAUGAUAAGACAACUAAUACCUGCUCCAGCUUCAUCUAUGGCGGCUGCAAAGGAAACAAUAACAACUUCCAAUCCCAAGCCAUAUGCCAGAGCACCUGUCCCCCAAAAAGGCUCUAAUUUCUGAAUGCGUAAGGAUACCUUGGAGCCACGACCAGGAUUUGGCUCAGGACCCAAGGCUCUCUCUGUGUCCCUGACAAACGCUCCAGGCUGGCUUCCACUCCUCCACUCCCAGUGUUCCAGGGCCUUAGCUCUUCCCCAGACCGAA
Eubalaena glacialis (North Atlantic right whale) is the source of this 547-nucleotide messenger RNA. Its product is annotated as eppin-like. Lineage: Eukaryota; Metazoa; Chordata; Mammalia; Artiodactyla; Balaenidae. The transcript has 4 exons. Gene Ontology annotation, biological process: negative regulation of peptidase activity. Bases 1 to 399 code for a protein of 132 amino acids. The record is from RefSeq and is a predicted model, not a curated record. Gene Ontology annotation, cellular component: extracellular region. Gene Ontology annotation, molecular function: serine-type endopeptidase inhibitor activity.